AUGCAGCUGAGCGGUGUCUGUGUUGCAUUCGUCGUGCUGGUUGGACUGGUCGUGGCGCAGGAGCAUCCCGAAUGGGUUCAGGUGGAUGAGAAUAAGUGUGGAGGUUGCGAAAAGGAGCAUUUUUGUUACAAACCCAAACAGUAAGUUUUUGGGGCCAAGAAGCUACUCAGCUUGCGUAACACAGAUGUUGCCUAAUAAAUCGGAGAAAAUUUUAUUUAUGCUUUAACUAAAAGCUUUAACUAAAUGUUUCCAAGGCAUAGUAGUCCGCUCGUAAAGUCGCUGGUGUGAUUUCGGUGACAUGCACUGUGCAGAAAAAGUCAAGGGCGACACAUGAAAAACGCCACUGCACGGUGCAAAAAAACAGAGAGUUGCACAGUGCAAAUGUAAUUUUUGUUUUCUCACAGUGCGUGUCCUAAAAAUCACUUCAGCAACUUUUCGAACAAUUAUUAUCGACCGGAGUAUGCAAGAGGUUUAGCCUUUGCGUUGCAGAAGUCCACGGGUUUUUGAGAGGGACCAUAAACCAUUUUUUUUCUAUAGGGUUCUCCCUGUUUCUACUGUAUGUAGAGCAUGAUGCUUGUUACAAAAACCGCACUUUUUUGAGGCAACAGCUAACGGCCAAAAUUGUUUUUUCUUUUAUGUUUUGGCAACUUUUACCGUUUUGAAAAUUUCCGUUCCGUAUGCGGCAAAGAUUAUUUCAUAUCUCGGUGCCCCUGGGAAAACACAAGCUAAAAAUUUCUAUAAUUCAGGUGUAUCCUAUACGAAAUUAGUUUCAAGCAAGUCGGAGGUCGACUGAAAAAGUUUCGCUGACUUUCUUUACCAGGAGCGCUUUGUAGUUGCGUUAAAAAUUUCACCGCGAUUUUUUUUGAAACCCGAAAAAAAUGUCUGGCCCUCAGCUAUCUAUCAGAAAGAAUUGCAACCUUAUUGCGGGUUUCAGCUCCCAUUUUUACGGUACUUUGAAUUCCGUGCCGGAAUUUGUGGGAAAUUUGCGGACCCGCCUGACGCGUCAUCAGGAUUAAAACAUCAGACCAGACACGCGCCCUCCAUUCCACUACAUUACAGGCGUCGCUGUUUAUAAUCGCGGCAUCGACGUCAGCGCUGACGUAGGAAAUAACAAAUGUCUAAAUCGGUAACGGCAUUUGAUGCGGCCGCGGCUGUCAUAAAUUUUCCGAAAAAAGAUCGAGGAACAAGAUCGUUGGUUGGGGUGACGAAACAUUACUGUAGUCACGUUGCAAAAAAGAUCUUUUUGUGACAUUUAGUUUAUGGACCCGUGAAAGGAAAAGGGCUAAAGGGGCUGUACUGGCUCUCUAUCAUCGGUACCAGUCAAUUUCUUCUGCUGGUUUAGCCGAUAAGCCGUCAUUAACGCAGAAACAGGGGAUUGAGCACUGUUUUCUUGUGAUUCACUGUGUAAAGUUUUACAGUGCACGUUUACAAUCGGUUUAGUUGCGCUUUUGCUCACUCUAGCUCAUCGCUCUUUAUGCUAGAGAUCUUUCAAAAAAAAGCUCUUCCUUUAAUAAGAUUUUUUACAUUAAAAAAUGCAGUUAUAAAUUCUAAUAAGGGCGGUUUCAGAUUCGACUACCCCCGAAUGUGUGUUCCCAAACAAUUCGAGAUCAAUCUUUCAUUCAAGAAGUCCCUAAACAAGUACUGUAAAUCCGUUGUCAGCGAUUUUUUUGAGACCCGCAUGCAGCCUGUCAACCCGGCUUCCCGUGUUCGCCGAUUGCUCUAG
Bursaphelenchus xylophilus (pine wood nematode) is the source of this 1723-nucleotide messenger RNA. NCBI's taxonomy places the organism in Eukaryota, Metazoa, Nematoda, Chromadorea, Rhabditida, Aphelenchoididae. The record is from the annotation of a GenBank genome assembly.